Molecule: messenger RNA, 850 nt
Organism: Archocentrus centrarchus (flier cichlid)
Lineage: Eukaryota; Metazoa; Chordata; Actinopteri; Cichliformes; Cichlidae
Gene: exosc1
Product: exosome component 1
Exons: 8
Coding region: 29-613 (194 amino acids)
Biological process (GO): RNA processing
Cellular component (GO): nuclear exosome (RNase complex); cytoplasm
Molecular function (GO): RNA binding
Source: RefSeq, a predicted model, not a curated record
AGGCUGCCGAGAUGCUCUUCUCGAAAACAUGUCGCCCAUGAAGCUGUGUGUCCCCGGUGACAAACUAUGCAGCGCAGAAGACUGCAUUCCUGGCACAGGAGUAUACCUGCGUCACGGCUACAUAUACUCAUCACUAGCAGGCUAUGUGCUCAGGAAGAAUGAGGGAGAGGAGUUGCCAGUGAUCUCAGUGGUGAGGGAAACAGAAACGCAACUGCUACCAGAUGUAGGAGCAAUAGUUACCUGUAAGGUGACCAGCAUUAACCCCAGGUUUGCCAAAGUCCACAUCCUUUAUGUAGGGUCCACACCACUGAAGGAUCGCUUUAGGGGGACUAUCAGAAAAGAAGAUGUACGUGCAACAGAGAAAGACAAGGUGGAGACAUACAAAAGCUUCAGACCUGGUGACAUUGUCUUGGCAAAAGUUCUUUCCCUCGGUGACGUUCAGUCUAACUACCUGUUGACAACAGCAGAGAAUGAACUGGGAGUAGUUGUGGCACACAGUGAAGCAGGUGCUCAGAUGGUUCCCAUCAGCUGGUGUGAGAUGCAGUGCCCACUUACACAUGCCAAAGAGUUCCGUAAAGUGGCACGAGUGCAGCCCGAGUACCUACAAGCGUGAGAGCCCACAUCUUCCCACCACAAGGAAGGAGAGCACAACUUUCCUUCCCUUUCUUCAGCUCUCAUCAAGCAGCUCUGUUUUUUAGACGCUAUCCGAGGGAUGAUUCACAGGCUACUUCUGGUUUUGUGUCUUAAGUGUUUUGUAAAAUGCUGUCCCUCUGCAUAUUUAGUCAUCCUUUCAUUGUAUUGGAUUUCAAACACUGAGACCACCUUGCAAAAAAAAAAAAAAAAAAAAAAA